AUGCAAGAUACCAAGUAUUACGAACCAACAAACAUUUUUCGUCAACCAGCCAUUAAUAUCAAAAAGCGGUCAGAGAAAAAGAAAGUUUUACAGUCAAUUACAACCUCAUCCACAUAUAAAAAAUCGUGGCAAAAUAAUACUUCAAAAAUGAACUCACCCAUUUUACGAAAGGCAUCCGAUAACUUCAAUGACUUUUACACAACAAAAAAAUUAAGAUCUGAUUACUGGAAAUUAUACGGUAUUGAUGAAGAGGAGCAGUUCAUACCUUCAGAUAUCUCUAUCGUGGACAACAUAGUCCUAGUAUCCACAAUGAGCGAUAAAGAUAACUUGAAACUCUUCGAAAUUUCCAGCGUUAAAAAACUAAAGGAGUUACAAACAAUCAGUGUUCCUGGCACACCCAUUACUUGUAUUUGCUUAUUACCUAUGGCAGAUUUCUCACCUAGUGUUUUCCGUAACCCUCGGAUAAAUUCUAGCCAUGAUCAAUUGAUCUUGACGGGUCAUCAAGACGGUGUGGUUAAUUUGAUAUCUACUUCGAUAUAUAAGGGUUGUGCGAAGAUAAUAAAAAGGUUUAACCAUAAUAAGUUCCUGAAGUCUACCGUGUCAUCAUCAACGCCGAUUCUAGAGAUAUCACCAAAGACAGCACCGAUUUUAAAGGUUUCGCCAUGGAACAAAACUGGUUUUGUUUCCCUUUUAAAUGAUUCUUUAUUCAUAUACGAUUUGAAAUCGAAUACGAAUUCAAUGAAAACACCUAUAUUUUUGCAGUCAUACCCAGGUAUAAAUUCCUUUGCUGUUAACGACUUUUACGAUCCAUUCUUAUUGGCUUUGGUUGGUUCAAAGUUUGGCCCAAACGGUGUCUCGCUGCUCGAUCUAAGGACAAACUUAUACAUUCCAGAUAUUUUAGAUAAUAACACUGUGACUGGAACAAGUGAAGACCACUUGCGAAGGAAAAACACGAGUUUGGAUUGUGUCUGGAUAGAUAAUCAUUACGUUGCGCAGGGUUUGAACGAUAAAAUUCAAAUUUGGGAUAUUCAGUCUUGCGACAGCAAACCUGUUUGUGAACUGAAUGCGAAUAAAGGGUACGUUGAAAGAAUAAAAUUUGAUAAAAAGACAGGUUUGUUGUAUAGCAGUGACGACCAGGGGUUUGUUAUUUGCUGGGAUUUGCAAAAUUUACACAAUAUGAAAUAUGGGGAAUUAAUUCAUGGGUUUAACUCAAUUAACCUAGAAGGGAUAAACGAAACAUUGUUAACCAAAGAAGUCUUUCAAUGUGGUAAUAUUAUUGUAAGCGGUGUGGAUAAUAAAAAAAUAUGCUUAGAGAGCAAUGAGACUUCGCUCAAGGGAACAGGGUGUGGUUUUUUGUUCUUGGAGACGACGAAUGAGGGAAGUUUAAUAACUCUCGACAACUUCUGUGAACUGGGAUUACAUCAAAUCUGUCAAGUGAAAUACAACGUCAACACUGGUAAACCAAUCGACAUUGACGAUACUGCAAAUAACGAAAUUUCUGAUUCAUCCGUUUUAUUAUGUUGUAAUGAAAGCGAUCAAAGUCUCACGGAUAAUUCAGACGAUAUGUUCUCAAAUAAUGGUAAUUGGGAUUGCUCUUCAGCAAAUACUAUUGGUGAAGGUAGAUUGCACAGUGACCAAGAAGAUGUUGUUCUUACGAAAAGGAUAUAUUCCAUGAAUGACAUGUAUUUAAGCGGGUCUACUAUUGACGCCACUGCUAUAUAA
Saccharomyces eubayanus is the source of this 1722-nucleotide messenger RNA. RefSeq names its product Dse1p (gene DSE1). Gene Ontology annotation, molecular function: protein binding. The coding region runs from base 1 to 1722 and encodes 573 amino acids. The record is from RefSeq and is a predicted model, not a curated record. Lineage: Eukaryota; Fungi; Ascomycota; Saccharomycetes; Saccharomycetales; Saccharomycetaceae. The transcript has a single exon.